AUGCUUAAGAGGUAUGUCGAAGAUCCCGACGAUGAUAUUAUAAGAUGUCGUUGGGCAACAGGUUAUGACGAAUGUGGAAGUAUUUGUCAUAAGUUCAGUGCUACCCUUGACGAAAAUGCUUGUAAAAUCAAUUAUCAGGCCAGCUCCAUAGGCUGGUUUGCAGUCGCUUUAAUGAUAGAGGACUUCUCAACCUCACGACCUACGACACCACUGAGCAAAAUACCACUUCAGUUCCUGGUAGUCGUUUUCAACAGCUCUGGAUCUUGUGACACUGUACCUCAGUUUGUCAAUCCCACACCGGGUGAUGGCACAUCUAUCAAUGUACCUUUGAAUGAAACAUACUUUAUGCAGAUCGUUGUAUAUAUCGAAAACGCCAACAAAGAAAAUGUUUUCAUCGACACUGUAUCGCCUCUUGGAUUCCUCAAGUCUAAAGUAGGAGAAUUAGAUGGCCGGCCUUACUACUUCUAUGUGAACAUAUCAUGGGAACCCCAGAGCGAUCAACUGGGAGACAAUAUAUUUUGUUUCGAGGCAUCCGGUGGUACCGGGUUUGUAUUAAACCGUUCACUUUAUAAAAUAGCUCCAGUAAUAAACUGUACUAUAGACCAGAUUACAUCAAUCAUCCCAUUGGUUUACUACAGCCAGCCAAUAGCAGUUGACGACUUGUCUGAAACGACAGUUGAUUGUUUUCCUGUUUCUGGAUCGAGGUUUUCGAUUGGUUCCACGACAGUUGCAUGCACUUCAAGGGAUGGUGCCAAUAAUACAGCUAGCUGCUCAUUUUCUGUUAAUGUCUCUUCUGAAGUACCAAACAUUGUCUGCCCGGAAGGUCAUCUGUACAAUUCCCCAGAAUACGUUCGUUUCAAUGUCUCCGCAACAGAUAAAGAGGGCGAUGUUGAUAUCACGUGUGACCAUUUGACUGGAAGUUUGUUCAAUGAUACCACGCUAGUUACAUGCGUAGCAACUGAUACUACUGGUAAUCGUGCUAACUGCAGUUUUAUUGUAACCAUAGAUACAGAGCCUCCAGUAAUUAUGUGUCAUGAGGACAAGAUAAUUUCGACGGAGCCUUAUGUAAAGUACACGAAACCAACGGCGACGGAUAACUAUUCAAGUAAUCCAACUGUAUCGUGUCACCCCGAAUCUGGUUCUGUUUUUCCAAUCGGCGACACUCGCGUUGUGUGCACAGCUAUCGACGAAGUCAACAAUGAUGCAUCGUGUUCAUUUCUAGUAACAGUGACAAAUUAUAUUGAUGUGUUCCCACCCAGUAUUACUUGUCCGAUGAAUAUCGUUUCAAAAAGCCAGUCUCCGGAAUGGGUCAUUCCAGAAGCCACAGACGACCAAACGCAGUCACCACUGGUUAAAUGUUCAAAGAGUCCAAGCCAAGAAUAUCCAAUUGGCUCCGUAAAUGAAAUCACUUGUACUACGAGUGAUGACGCAGGAAAUGGAGCGUCGUGUACAUUUACAAUAAGUAUCGAAAGUGAAACAGCUACUAAAAUAAAAAAUAUAACACAGGAGGUGACUGAAGAAAACGUGGAAGAUGUAAGUCAAGAGUUGGACCAGUAUUUAGAGGAGGUUGACGUGUUGGAGCCGGUAGAUGUGGUAGUUACGUCUGUGGCUUUAGAAAAUAUCAUAAGUUUGGGUUCAACUAAUGAAAACGUUACAGACGCUGUUGUUAGUAUUGUCGAUGAGGUUGUUGGAAUCACAGAACUAAAGGUACCGCCUCAGACAACCGCUAGUAUACUAAAUUCGUUUGAAGGACAGGUGGACGUAAUUGCAAAUUCUGGUAUGAAUUACACGCAAGUCGAAGAAAACAUCGCAGUGCAAACGCUAAAUCUUCACUCAAAUGCAAUUGAGAGUAGCUUAAAAUUCGUCGUUGCUGAAAAUAGUACCUGUCUCUUAUACACAUCUUAA
Messenger RNA from Anneissia japonica, 1905 nucleotides. Its product is annotated as hyalin-like. NCBI's taxonomy places the organism in Eukaryota, Metazoa, Echinodermata, Crinoidea, Comatulida, Comatulidae. The record is from RefSeq and is a predicted model, not a curated record. The coding region runs from base 1 to 1905 and encodes 634 amino acids. The transcript is spliced from 11 exons.